Molecule: messenger RNA, 1594 nt
Organism: Globicephala melas (long-finned pilot whale)
Lineage: Eukaryota; Metazoa; Chordata; Mammalia; Artiodactyla; Delphinidae
Gene: MED22
Product: mediator complex subunit 22
Biological process (GO): regulation of transcription by RNA polymerase II
Cellular component (GO): mediator complex
Molecular function (GO): transcription coregulator activity
Source: RefSeq, a predicted model, not a curated record
GAUUUACUCCAAAGUGGCUUAAGAACCGCGAGUUCGGUCUGGGGGCCAUCCGGACCGGAGCACGCGUAGCCCGGAGGCACCUGGCGCGGGGCGGGAGGGUGGUCCCAGCAGAGACCCCGGAGCUCAGGAGCCCAAGAGGUCCCGUGGGGCGGCCCCCGGGGGUCCCGGCGUGGAGACGAGGGCGGCGGAUUGGGGGUGAAGGCCAAGUGCGUUUGGAGGAGGUGGGGUAGGAUCCGAGCGGCUCCUCGGGUGUCCCCUGCCGUGCCCGAGGCCCCGCCAUGGCCCAGCAGAGAGCCCUGCCGCAAAGCAAGGAGACGCUGCUGCAGUCUUACAACAAGCGACUCAAGGAUGAUGUCAAGUCCAUCAUGGACAACUUCACCGAGAUCAUCAAGACCGCCAAGUUUCCCCUGCAUCGUAGGGUCCUUGUGAUGACUGGAGGAGUUUAUCUGUGUAAAGCGGUUACCAUGGGGAUUAUUGCGAGCGCACGCCGUCAGGGAGAGAAGCCGGGGAAGGCCUCCCAGAUUGAGGACGAGACGCAGGUGUCAAGGGCCACUCAGGGCGAGCAAGAUAAUUACGAGAUGCACGUGCGAGCCGCCAACAUCGUCCGAGCCGGCGAGUCCCUGAUGAAGCUGGUGUCCGACCUCAAGCAGUUCCUCAUCCUCAACGACUUCCCGUCGGUGAAUGAGGCCAUCGACGAGCGCAGCCAGCAGCUGCGAGCUCUGCAGGAGGAGUGUGACCGGAAGCUCAUCGCCCUGCGGGAUGAGGUCUCCACAGACCUCUACGAGCUGGAGGAGGAGUAUUACUCGUCCAGCUCAAGUCUUUGCGAAGCUAAUGAUCUGCCUCUGUGUGAAGCUUACUGGAGGCUGGACCUCGACACAGACUCCGCCGACGGCCUCUCAGUCCCUCUGCCGGCGUCCCCGGAGCCCAGUGCUGGCCCCCUGCAGGCUGCAGCCCCUGCCCACUCCCACGCCGGUGGCCCCGGCCCCGCAGAGCACGCCUGAGCCUCCCAGGGCUCCUCUCCCCGGGCCCCUAGACCUUAGGAAUGAAGUGCAGUGUUCCCCUCUAGGCCCACCACAGCCUCAGCUCCCUUCAGCCUUGGGGCCCACUUGGGGAGCCGCCGUGGCCUCUUUCGGAACCGUGUCAGCCCAGGGACAGCCCACCGAGGAGUGUUGGGGGAAAGCAAAUACCCCCAGCCAUGCCAGGGGGGCCCAUCCUUACUCUUGUCGUCACCUUAUUUGCUACUUUCCUGGCUGGCUGGAAGGAAGUUUCCAGGAUAGUUUGUCCCGUUGAGGACCUAACGGCGGGGCAGGGAGGAUGCCCAGCCUUGGGAGACCUGACCUGAGCGUGGUGUUUACAAUGGAGGACGCAAGUGCUCAGAGUGGACAGUACUAGCCAAGGCCAGGCCCCCAUGCAGAGCUCUGCCCGCUACCUUGCCCUGAGGCUCCCUGCGCUAGCUGACUGCCCCUGCAGGGCUGUGGGGAAAGGGGGCUGCCCACUCUUGCAGAAGUCAGGCAGGGUCCUUCCUAAUUCCGCUGCUGCACACGUUUUGGUUCUUUUUGUGAUGAGACUGUUGAAUAAAACCAGCUCCACCCUU